Diaporthe batatas is the source of this 2543-nucleotide messenger RNA. RefSeq lists its product as uncharacterized. The record is from RefSeq and is a predicted model, not a curated record. The transcript has 2 exons. NCBI's taxonomy places the organism in Eukaryota, Fungi, Ascomycota, Sordariomycetes, Diaporthales, Diaporthaceae. Gene Ontology annotation, molecular function: peptidase activity. Bases 497 to 2239 code for a protein of 580 amino acids. Gene Ontology annotation, biological process: protein modification by small protein removal.
ACCCAAUCCGGCACGGCAGUCCUUUCCUUCAACAGUACUCCUAGCCCCCUGUCGAGCAAGGCAGGUAGGCCUAAGGAGUAGCUGUGGCGUGUUGCCAUGUGGCGGUUCCUUACGGACCGCCCAACGGACAGCCCAACGGACAGUUCAGCCACACUUUGGCCGUCCCGUGCCGUCCCAUCUGUCGACUUCGCCCAGGUUCGAUGACUGCUUGCUGAUGGAUGAUGGCGUCCGUUCUUUGACGGCCUAAACGCCGCGUCUCCUUGCUGCCUUCGGCUUCUGCAAUUGCAUCAAAUAAAAUACAUGACGUUCCACUCUCCUCAAGGUGAAAAGGCAAGUAUUCUUCUCGUCCAGUGGUCUUUCAGCGGUCUAUCUUCCUCAUUUACGUUCUGCUUCCCUGCCCUCGCUCUCAGCCACCGUCUCCGUUGCGUCCGCACUGCGCCAGCCCACCUCUCUCGCCGUCCGUCUUCUUUGUUCUUCACGCUCGUUCACAGCCACCAUGGAUGUGCAUCUCCUCGUGUACGACCUUUCCCAAGGGCUUGCACGUCAGAUGUCCAUGGGUCUGCUCGGCUUCCAGCUGGACGCCAUCUAUCACACGUCCAUCGAGCUCGAUGGUCUCGAGUAUGUCUACGACGGCAACGUUAUAGCCAUAACCCCCGGCUCUUCUCAUCUCGGCCGGCCCAUGCAGCGCCUUCACCUGGGAAAGACGGAACUACCCAUGGAAGUUGUCCAGCCGUACCUCGAGUCACUGAGGGAGGUCUACACUGUCCAAGCAUAUGACUUGUGGAAGCACAACUGCAACAACUUCUCAAAUGACUUUGCAACGUUCCUCCUGGGCAACGGAAUACCCGAUCACAUCCUCCACAUGCCCGAUGCGGUGCUGCAGUCGCCAAUGGGGAGGAUGCUCAUGCCCACAUUAAACCAGCAGGUCGAGGCAGGCAGGCAGAGCAGGCAAGGAAUCUGGGGCAUCCAGAACGGCCAGCCAGCGUCGGCACCUGUGCAUCCCCAGCCCCAGCAUCGCCAGGGCAAGGUCCGGACGGUUUCCAGCUCCAGUGAGCUCGAGUCACUCCUCACAAGUGUCCACAAGUCUUGCGCCGUUAUCUUCUUCACCUCCGCAACCUGUGGCCCUUGCAAGCUGCUACACCCACUGUAUGAUGAGCUGGCAGCUGAGGUAGGCGACAAGGCCGCCCUGGUCAAGGUGGACAUAUCUCAAGCAUUUGACGUCGCCAGUCGUUACUCUGUCCGAGCCACUCCCACAUUUGUCACCUUUCUCCACGGCAAGGAGGAAAACCGGUGGUCUGGAGCAGACCGGGCGGCUCUUCGUGGCAACGUUCACAUGCUUGUCCAGAUGGCUAACCCUAUCCAUCCCCAUGCGUCGCUGAGGCUGCCGAGCUUGCAGAACCCCGAAGCCAAGCCUGUUCUUUUCACAAAGAUCCCCCCACUACAAAAGCUUCUUGCCAAAAUGGGCACCGCAGCCGAUCACGAAGCUGUAAAAGCCCUCUCACAUUUUAUAGAUGCUCGAAGCAAAGAGGGCCCAGCAAACGAUCCGCUACCCAACAUGACAGCCCUGACAACAUUCCUCAAGAACUCGAUGACUACCUUGCCUCCCGAGCUCAUGUUCACAGUUAUCGACCUACUCCGCUGCGGUCUCGUUGAUCCUCGCUUCAGCGGUUUCCUUGCCGAAGAAAAGGAACACGCCACGAUCUUGUCCCUCAUAUCCUAUGUGAACGGCCUGAAAGAUUGCCCAUACGCCCUGAGGCUCGUCACCCUGCAAAUGGCCUGCAACCUCUUUACCACCCCUCUGUACCCGGACCAGAUCCUUACCCACGAAGGCCUGCGCUCCGCAAUCACAAGCCUGGUCUCGGCCAGCUUCCUGGACGACAACCACAGCAACGUCCGCGUCGCCGCGGCCUCCCUGCUAUUCAAUAUCGCACUAGUCAACAACCGCAAGCGACGCAUGGACCAAGACGAUGCACUCCCCGAAGCCGAUCAGAUAGAGCUUGCGGCCUCGCUACUUGAGGCCAUUGCCCAGGAAGGCGACUCCACCGAGGCGCUACAGGGUAUGCUGCUUGCUCUGGGGUACCUUGCCUAUCUCGCGCCGCUAGACGGGGAGUUGGUGGACUUGCUGAGGGUUAUGGCUGCGGAUGAUACCGUGAAGGGGAAGAAGAGCACCUUCAAGGAUCUAUCGCUGGUUCAUGAAAUUGGCGUAGAGCUACUCGGCAAUGGUCUGAGGAAGCCGUAGAUAUGGGGCGGUAAUGUGAUUGUAUGGUAGAACCACCACGCUGCGUAACUGCGGAACGGACACAUUUUUUUGUUUGGCGUUGUUUAAUUUGGCGGCUUCAGCAUGACAUGGUUUAGACGGCGAGAAUACUCGGCCAUUCAAACCUAGAAUUAGACAGGGUAUCACGCGAGAGGAGUAAUUUGGAUCUUGAACUGUUCAUUGCGAAUUGUAUACAUCAUUAUGUUCAAUUGUGGCUUUCAAUCUUCUCCCAGCAAAAUUGGCUCGCCCUGGGCGUAAGCGACUUCUUCUCUCCGACGUAUCGGUC